UGUUUUGGGAGAGUUUGGUGUCCGGCGCGCGUGGGCGGACCGUACCUGAACGCCCCGCACCUCUACCGCUUCCGCCCGGGACGCACGCUGCGUGGCCACGCUGAGUUUGGUUGGAAGCGGGAUCAGUGCGUGGACAGCUGGCUCGGGCUGCUGCGGGGAGUGGAGCAGGGGUUUGGUCUGCGGCUAUGCCGCCUCCAGGGAUUCCACUUGGUUGUCCUGUCCAGCGGUCUUGUAGUUUAAGUCAACGAGUGAUUCGUUGAGGCUUAAACUGAAGUUUCGUGGUUAAGAGCUUGGGCUCUGGAAUCACACUCCCGGAGUUGGGAUUCUGUCAGCUGGCUGUGUGAUCUCGCUGUACCAUCUAUCUCGUCAUCAUCCUAUCCUGUGUGACCACUCAAGAGUGUUUGCUGUUUUUUAUCAGACAACAAUGCAUUUUCUGAACUUCUGAACCAUGAGUCUAGCACUUAAUGAUCUCCUUAUUUGCUGCCGUCAACUAGAACAUGAUAGAGCUACAGAACGAAGGAAGGCAGUUGAGAACUUUAGGCACCUGAUUCAAGAUCCUGAAACUGUUCAGCAUUUAGAUCAGCAUUCAGAUUCUAAACAGGGGAAGUAUUUGAAUUGGGAUGCUGCUUUUAGAUUUUUACAGAAAUAUAUUCAGAAAGAAACGGAAUGUCUAAGAACAGCAAAACAAAAUGUAUCAGCCUCAACACAAGCCACCAGGCAGAAAAAGAUGCAAGAAAUCAGUAGCUUGGUCAAAUACUUCAUCAAAUGCGCAAAUAAAAGAGCACCUAGGCUAAAAUGUCAAGAACUCUUGAAUUAUAUCAUGAAUACAGUGAGAGAUUCAUCUAACAAUCCCAUUUAUGGAGCUGAUUAUAGCAAUAUAUUGCUGAAGGACAUUCUUUCAGUGAGGAAAUACUGGUGUGAAAUAUCUCAGCAACAGUGGCGAGAAUUGUUCCUUAUAUACUUCACGCUGUAUCUUAAACCUUCACAAGAUAUUAAUAGACUUUUGGUGGCUAGAAUAAUUCAAGCUGUGACCAAAGGAUGCUGUUCACAGACUGAUGGAUUGAAUUCCGAAUUUUUGGAUUUUUUUACCAAGGCUAUUCAAAAUGCAAGACAAGAAAAGAGCUCUCCCGGUCUGAAUCAUAUCUUAGCAGCAUAUGUUAUCUUCCUCAAGACUUUGGCUGCUAACUUUCGAAUUCGAGUGUGUGAAUUAGGAGAUAAAAUUCUUCCUACCUUACUUUAUAUUUGGACUCAACAUAGACUUAAUGAUUCCUUAAAAGAAGUAAUUGUUGAAUUAUUUCAACUACAAGUUUAUGUGCAUCAUCCAAAGGGAGCCAAAACUCAAGAAAAAGGUGCUUAUGAGUCAGCAAAGUGGAAAAGUAUCUUAUACAACCUAUAUGAUCUGCUAGUUAAUGAAAUAAGUCGUAUAGGAAGCAGAGGGAAAUAUUCUUCUGGAUCUCGUAAUAUUGCUGUCAAGGAGAACUUGAUUGAAUUGAUGGCAGAUAUUUGUCACCAGGUUUUUAACGAAGAUACCAGAUCUUUGGAGAUUUCUCAGUCUUACACAACUACACAAAGAGAAUUUAGUGAUUACAAUGCACCUUGCAAAAAGAGAAAAAUAGAAUUAGGCUGGGGAGUAAUAAAAGAUCAUCUUCAGAAGUCACAGAAUGAUUUUGACGUUGUACCUUGGUUACAGAUUGCAACUCAGUUAAUAUCAAAAUAUCCUGCAAGUUUACCUAACUGUGAGCUGUCACCAUUGCUGAUGAUACUAUACCAGCUUCUACCGCAACAGCGACGUGGGGAGCGCACACCUUACGUGUUACGAUGCCUUAUGGAAGUUGCAUUGUGUCAGGGCAAGAAAUCAAACUUAGAAAGCUCACAUAAGUCAGAUUUAUUGAAAAUUUGGAUUAAAAUUUGGUCUAUAACCUUCCGAGGUAUAAGUUCUGAACAAAUACAAGCUGAAAACUUUGGGUUACUUGGAGCCAUAAUUCAAGGCAGUUUAGUUGAGGUUGACAGAGAAUUCUGGAAGUUAUUUACUGGGUCAGCCUGCAAACCUUCAUGUCCUACAGUAUGCUGUUUGACUUUGGCACUGAAGACCUGUGUAGUUCCAGAAACAGUUGAAACAGGAAUGGAGAAUAUAUGUGAUGGAAACAGAAAAUUUUCUUUAAAGGAAUCAAUAAUGAAAUGGCUUUUAUUCUGUCAGUUAGAGGAUGACUUUGAAGACAGAAUAGAGCUGCCUCCAAUUCUUCACAGUAAUUUUCCUCAUCUUGCCCUGGAGAAAAUUCUUGUGAGUCUCAUUAUGAAAAACUGUAAAGCUGCAAUGAAUUUUUUCCAAAGUGUGUCAGAAUGUGAGCAACACCAAAAAGAUACGGAAGAACCUUCAUUGUUAGAAGUUGAAGAACUAUUUCUUCAGACAACUUUUGACAAGAUGGAUUUUCUAACUGUUGUGCAAGAAUGUACUAUAGAAAAGCACCAAUCCAGUGUAGGCUUUUCUUUCCACCAAAACCUUAAGGAAUCAUUGGAUCGCUAUCUUCUGGGAUUGUCAGAACAGCUUCUAAAUAACUACUUACCCGAGACUUCAGAUUCAGAAACGCUUGUCCGGUGUUCAAGUCUUUUGGUGGGUGUCCUUGGCUGCUAUUGUUAUGUGGGUGUAAUAGCCGAAGAAGAAGCGUAUACAUCAGAAUUAUUCCAGAAAGCCAAGUCUCUAAUGCAGUGUGCAGGAGAAAGUAUCACUUUGUUUAAAAGUAAGACAAAUGAGGAAUCUAGAAUCAUUUCAUUGAGAAAUAUGAUGCAUCUGUGUACAAAUUGCUUAUAUAAAUGUGCUAAGCGCAGUCCAAAUAAGAUUGCAUCUGGCUUUUUCUUACGAUUGUUAACAUCAAAGUUAAUGCAUGACAUUGCAGAUGUUUGUAGAAGUUUAGCAUUCAUUAUCAAAAAGCCAUUUGACUGUGGAGAAGUAGAAUCAAUGGAAGAUGAUACUGAUAAAAAUCUGAUGGAGAUGAAUGAUCAGUCAUCCAUGAGUCUAUUUAAUGAUAACCCUGCUAGUAGUGUUAUUGAUGCAAACGAAUCUGGAGAGAGCCAAAUUACUAUGGGUGCCAUGAAUCCUUUAGCUGAGGAACACCUCUCAAAGCAAGAUCUACUUGUUUUAGACAUGCUCAGGUUUUUGUGUAUGUGUAUAACCAUCGCUCAGUCCAAUACCAUGUCAUUUAGAGCAGCUGAUAUUCGGAGGAAAUUGUUGAUGUUAAUUGAUUCUGACAGGUUAGACCCUACCAAACCUCUUCACCUGCACAUGUAUCUAGUACUUUUAAAGGAGCUUCCUGGUGAAGAAUAUCCCCUGCCAAUGGAGGAUGUUGUUGAACUUCUAAAACCACUAUCCAGUGUGUGUUCUUUAUAUCGUCGUGACCAAGAUGUUUGUAAAACCAUUUUAAACCAUGUGCUUCACAUAGUGCCGAACCUAUGUCGGGAAAAUGUGGAUGCCGAGAGCACAAGGGAUGCUCAGGGGCACUUUCUAACAGUGAUUGGAGCAUUUUGGCACUUAACGAAGGAGGGGAAAUGCACAUUCUCUGUGAGAUUGGCACUAGUAAAAUGCCUUAAAACUUUGCUUGAGGCCGAUCCUUAUUCAAGAUGGGCUAUUCUUAAUGUAAUGGAAAAAGACUUUCCUGUAAAUGAAGUAUUUCCACAAUUCCUUGCUGAUAAUCAUCACCAAGUUUGCAUGUUGGCUGCAGGAUUAAUCAAUAGAUUAUUUCAGCAUAUGAAACAAGGAGAUUCUUCCACAAUAAUGAGAGCACUUCCUUUGAAACUUCAGCAAACAGCUUUUGAAAAUGCGUACUUGAAAGCUCAGGAAAGAAUAAGACAAGUGAAGUCCCAAGGAGGUGAGAACCGUGAACUUUUGGAUGAGAUUUGUAAUAGAAAAGCUGUUUUACUGACAAUGAUAGCUGUGGUGUUAUGCUGUAGCCCUGUCUGUGAAAAACAGGCUUUAUUCGCCCUAUGCAAAUCUGUGAAAGAGAAUGGAUUAGAGCCUCACCUCAUUAAAAAGGUUUUAGAGAAAGUUUCCGAAACUUUUGGAUAUAGACAUUUAGAAGACUUUAUGGCUUCUCAUUUGGAUUAUCUGGUUUUGGAAUGGCUACAUCUUCAAGAUGCUGAGUAUAGCUUGUCUUCUUUUCCUUUUAUUUUAUUGAACUACACAAAUAUUGAGGAUUUCUAUAGAUCUUGCUAUAAAGUUUUGAUUCCACAUCUGGUGAUGAGGUGUCAUUUUGAUGAGGUGAAGUCCAUUGCUAAUCAGAUUCAAGGGGAUUGGAAAAGUCUUCUGGCAGACUGCUUCCCAAAGAUUCUUGUAAACAUUCUUCCAUACUUUGCUUAUGAAGAUACAGGAGACCGUGGGAUGGCACAGCAGAGGGAGACUGCUUCCAAAGUCUAUGAUAUGCUUAAAGAUGAAAACUUACUAGGAAAACAGAUUGAUCAGUUAUUCAUUAAUAAUUUACCAGAGAUUGUGGUGGAGUUAUUGAUGACAUUACAUGAACCAGCAACAUCAGAUGCCAGCCAAAGCACUGACCCCUGUGACUUUUCAGGGGAUUUGGAUCCUCCUCCUAAUCCACCUCAUUUUCCAUCACAUGUGAUUAAAGCAACGUUUGCCUAUAUCAGCAAUUGCCAUAAAACCAAGCUUAAAAGCAUUUUAGAAGUUCUUUCCAAAAGCCCUGAUUCCUAUCAGAAAAUUCUUCUAGCCAUAUGUGAGCAAGCAGCUGAGACAAAUAAUGUUUAUAAAAAGCACAGAAUCCUUAAGAUAUAUCACCUUUUUGUUAGUUUAUUACUGAAAGAUAUGAAGAGUGGCUUAGGAGGAGCCUGGGCCUUUGUUCUUCGAGAUGUUAUUUAUACUUUGAUUCACUAUAUCAACAAAAGACCUUCUCGUUUCAUGGAUGUUUCCUUGCGUAGCUUCUCCCUUUGUUGUGACCUGUUGAGCCGGGUUUGCCACACAGCAGUGACUUACUCUAAGGAUGCUUUAGAAAGUCAUCUUCAUGUUAUUGUUGGUACCCUUAUACCCCUUGUGGAUGGUCAGAUGGAGGUUCAGAAACAGGUAUUGGACUUGCUGAAAUACUUAGUGAUUGAUAGCAAGGAUAAUGAAAACCUCUAUGUCAUGAUUAAACUCUUAGAUCCUUUUCCUGACAAUGCUGUCUUUAAGGAUUUGCGUAUCACUCAGCAGAAAAUCAAAUACAGUAAAGGACCCUUUUCACUCUUGGAGGAAAUUAACCAUUUUCUCUCAGUAAGUGUUUAUGAUGCACUUCCAUUGACAAGACUUGAAGGAUUGAAGGAUCUCCGAAGACAGCUAUCACAACAUAAAGAUCAGAUGAUGGGUCUUAUGAGAGCAUCUCAGGAUAACCCUCAAGAUGGCAUAGUGGUGAAGCUGGUUGUCAGCUUGUUGCAGUUAUCCAAGAUGGCAGUAAACCACACUGGUGAAAGAGAAGUUUUAGAGGCUGUUGGAAAGUGCCUGGGAGAAGUGGGUCCUAUAGAUUUCUCCACAAUCGCUAUACAACAUAGUAAGGAUAUGUCUUACACCAAAGCUCUUGAGUUAUUUGAAGAUAAAGAACAUCAUUGGACCCUCAUGAUGCUGACCUACCUGAAUAGUACACUGGUAGAAGAUUGUGUCAAAGUGCGAUCAGCAGCUGUUACCUGUUUGAAAAGCAUUUUAGCCACAAAAACUGGACAUAGUUUCUGGGAGAUUUUUAAGACGACGGCUGAUCCCAUGCUGACCUAUCUUCUUCCUUUUAGAACAUCAAGGAAAAAGUUUUUAGAAGUCCCCAGACUCAACAAAGAAAGCCCUUUAGAAGGCUUGGAUGAUAUUAGCCUGUGGAUUCCUCAAAGUGAAAAUCAUGACAUUUGGAUAAAGGCACUGACUUGUGCUCUUUUGGAUAGUGGAGGCAUAAACAGUGAAGUUCUUCAGUUAUUAAAGCCAAUAUGUGAAGUGAAAACUGAUUUUUGUCAGACUGUACUUCCAUACUUGAUUCAUGAUAUUUUACUCCAAGAUACCAAUGAAUCAUGGAGAAGUCUGCUUUCAACACACAUUCAGGGAUUUUUCACUAACUGUUUCAGACACUCCUCACAAACAAGCCGAUCCACAACCCCUGCAAAUAUGGAUUCAGAAUCAGAGCAUGUUUUCCGCUGCCAUUUGGAUAAAAAAUCACAAAGAACAAUGCUUGCUGUUGUGGACUACAUGAGGAGACAAAAGAGAUCUUCUUCAGGCACAGUUUUUGACGAUGCUUUCUGGCUGGAGUUGAAUUAUCUAGAGGUUGCCAAGGUGGCCCAGUCUUGUGCUGCUCACUUUACAGCAUUGCUGUAUGCAGAAAUCUAUGCAGAUAAGAAGAACAUGGAUGAUCAGGAAAAAAGAAGCCUUACAUUUGAAGAAGGAAGCCAAAGUACAACUAUUUCCAGUUUGAGUGAAAAAAGUAAAGAAGAAACUGGUAUAAGUUUACAGGAUCUGCUUUUAGAAAUCUACAGAAGUAUAGGAGAGCCAGAUAGUCUUUAUGGCUGUGGUGGAGGGAAAAUGUUACAGCCCCUUACUAGACUACGAACAUAUGAGCAUGAAGCAAUGUGGGGGAAAGCCCUGGUAACGUAUGAUCUUGAGACAGCAAUCUCUUCAUCAACUCGCCAGGCAGGAAUUAUUCAGGCCUUGCAGAAUUUAGGGCUCUGCCAUAUUCUUUCUGUCUAUUUAAAAGGAUUAGACCAUGAAAAUAAAGAGCAGUGUGCUGAACUCCAGGAACUUCAUUAUCAAGUGGCCUGGCGGAAUAUGCAGUGGGACAGCUGUGUUUCUGUCAACAAAGGAAUGGAAGGAACCAGUUACCAUGAAUCAUUGUACAAUGCCCUGCAGUCUCUAAGAGAUAGAGAAUUCUCCACCUUUUAUGAAAGUCUCAAAUAUGCCAGGGUUAAAGAAGUGGAAGAGUUGUGCAAGGGCAGCCUUGAGUCUGUGUAUUCCCUCUACCCCACACUUAGCAGACUGCAGGCCAUCGGAGAGCUUGAGAACAUUGGGGAGCUUUUCUCAAGAUCAGUAACAGAUAGGCAACCCUCUGAAGUAUACAGUAAGUGGUGGAAACACUCCCAGCUUCUCAAAGACAGUGAUUUUAGUUUUCAAGAGCCUAUAAUGGCUCUACGCACAGUCAUUUUGGAGAUCUUGAUGGAAAAGGAAAUGGAAAACUCCCAAAGAGAGUGUCUCAAGGACAUCCUCACCAAGCACCUUGUAGAACUCUCCCUACUAGCCCGAACUUUCCAGAACACUCAGCUCCCUGAAAGGGCAAUAUUUCAAAUUAAGCAGUAUAAUUCAGCUAAUUGUGGAGUCUCUGAGUGGCAGCUGGAGGAAGCACAAGUAUUCUGGGCAAAAAAGGAGCAGAGUCUUGCCCUGAGUAUUCUCAAGCAGAUGAUCAAGAAGUUGGAUGCCAGUUGUACAGAGAAUGAUCCCAGGCUAAAACUUAUAUACAUAGAAUGUCUACGAGUUUGUGGCACCUGGUUAGCAGAAACUUGUUUAGAAAAUCCUGCAGUCAUCAUGCAGACCUAUCUAGAAAAGGCAGUGGAACUUGCUGGAAAUUAUGACGGAGAAAGCAAUGAUGAGCUCAGAAAUGGAAAAAUGAAGGCAUUUCUCUCUUUAGCACGGUUCUCAGAUACUCAGUACCAAAGAAUUGAAAACUACAUGAAAUCAUCAGAAUUUGAAAACAAGCAGGCUCUUCUGAAAAGAGCCAAAGAGGAAGUGGGCCUUCUUAGGGAACAUAAAAUUCAAACCAACAGAUACACAAUAAAGGUUCAGCGAGAGCUGGAGCUGGAUGAAGGUGCUCUCCGUGUUAAAAAGGAUCGUAAACGUUUCUUAUGUAAAGCAGUUGAAAAUUACAUCAAUUGCUUAUUAAGUGGAGAAGGGCAUGAUAUGUGGAUAUUCCGUCUUUGUUCCCUCUGGCUUGAAAAUUCUGGAGUUUCUGAAGUCAAUGGCAUGAUGAAGAGAGAUGGAAUGAAGAUCCCAUCAUAUAAGUUUUUGCCCCUCAUGUACCAGUUGGCUGCUAGAAUGGGGACCAAGAUGAUGGGAGGCCUAGGAUUUCAUGACGUCCUCAAUAGUCUCAUCUCUAGAAUUUCAGUGGAUCACCCUCAUCAUACUUUGUUUAUAAUAUUGGCCUUAGCAAAUGCAAACAAAGAUGAAUUUUUGACCAAACCAGAGGCAGCAAGAAGUAGUAGAAUAACUAAAAAUGCACCUAAAGAAAGCUCUCAGCUUGAUGAGGAUCGAACUGAGGCUGCAAACAAAGUAAUAUGUACUCUCAGAAACAGGAGACGUCAGAUGGUCAGAAGUGUUGAAGCACUCUGUGAUGCUUACAUUAUAUUAGCAAACUUAGAUGCCACUCAGUGGAGGACUCAGAGAAAAGGCAUAAGGAUUCCAGCAGACCAGCCUAUUACUAAACUUAAAAAUUUAGAAGAUGUUGUUGUCCCUACUAUGGAAAUUAAGGUGACCCCCACAGGAGAAUAUGGAAACAUGGUGACUAUACUAUUUAAACCAGAAUUUCGUUUAGCAGGAGGUUUAAAUUUACCAAAAAUAAUAGAUUGUGUCGGCUCUGAUGGCAAGGAAAGGCGACAGCUUGUCAAGGGCCGUGAUGACCUGAGACAAGAUGCAGUCAUGCAGCAGGUUUUCCAGAUGUGUAAUACGUUACUGCAGAGAAACACUGAAACCAGGAAGAGGAAACUGACUAUCUGCACAUAUAAGGUGGUUCCCCUUUCUCAGAGAAGUGGUGUUCUUGAAUGGUGCACAGGAACUGUCCCUAUUGGUGAAUAUCUUGUUAACAAUGACACUGGUGCUCAUAAAAGAUACAGGCCAAGAUUCAGUCCUGUUCAAUGCCAAAAGAAAAUGAUGGAGGCGCAAAAUAAAUCUUUUGAAGAGAAAUAUGAAAUCUUCAUGAAUAUUUGCCAAAAUUUUCAACCAGUUUUUCGUUACUUUCUGCGGAAAAUUCUGGAUCCAGCUGUUUGGUUUGAGAAGACGACUGGCUUAUACUCGGAGUGUGCUACGUCUUCUAUUGUUGGUUACAUCCUUGGACUUGGUGAUAGACAUGUACAGAAUAUCUUGAUAAAUGAGCAGUCAGCAGAACUUGUACAUAUAGAUUUAGGAGUUGCUUUUGAACAGGGUAAAAUUCUUCCUACUCCUGAAACCGUUCCGUUUAGACUCACCCGGGACAUUGUGGAUGGGAUGGGCAUUACCGGUGUUGAAGGGGUCUUCAGAAGAUGCUGUGAAAAAACCAUGGAGGUUAUGAGAAACUCUCAGGAAACCCUGUUAACCAUUGUAGAGGUCCUCCUGUAUGAUCCUCUCUUUGACUGGACCAUGAAUCCUUUGAAAGCUUUGUAUUUACAGCAGAGACCAGAGGAUGAAAGUGAGCUCCACUCCACUCCCAGAGCAGAUGACCAGGAAUGCAAACGGAACCUCAGUGAUACGGACCAGAGUUUCAACAAAGUAGCUGAACGUGUCUUGAUGAGACUGCAAGAGAAACUAAAAGGAGUGGAGGAAGGAACAGUGCUCAGUGUUGGUGGACAGGUGAAUUUCCUGAUACAGCAGGCCAUGGACCCCAAAAAUCUCAGCAAACUUUUCUCGGGAUGGAAAGCUUGGGUGUGAUAUUCAGCAUGUGAUUGCCAUGAAAUCAACCUUUAGAAAUUAUAUUUUGGCUUUCAUUUUUAACCCACUGACGUACUUUGAACAGGUGUUAAUACUCAAGUGAAUCAGUUUUUUGUUUUUUUUUUUUUUUUUAAUGUUUAAUACUUGCUUCAGGUACCUAAAGAUGCUUUGGUAGUCUCAAGGAACAGUUCUCUCACUUUAGAAAUACAGUCAUGCUCUACUUGUAGGCUAAAUGUUUGGCCUCAAGUACAUGCUUGUACUGUUUAGAGUAGCAUCACUAACUUAGGCUUUAACUGAAAAUGGAAGCAGCAGGUGCAGGAGCAACACCAAGAGAUUUUUUCCUUAGUGUGAGUUAGAACAAAUAAAUAUACUGCUGGUUUUUGAGGGAGCUUUUAAUUAAAUUGUUUCCAAGACAUUAUAUAUGAAUGAUGAAUUAUUUGAUACUAAUAUAUAAAAGGAAGAAAAGAACUUUGAAAUUGUAGUCCUCUAUAUACCAUGGUAAAUGUGUUUGGAUGUUCAGUAGUGAAAUUACUCGUUGUGACUGAAUAAUGAAGGUGUUACACAUUUCACAGAUACAAUUAGUAUGGUUACCGUUUUUUAGAAAUGUAUAUUGGACCCUCACUUUCUAUUUUCUCUACCAUUUAAGCCUUCUGUGUUUCCAGUACUUAAUCUUUUUGUGAUGCCUUUACAUCCGUCUUCUAGUUUAUGAAUUCUCUUGUCUCUGUAUAAUCUCCUUUUUAAACUGUUUAUUGGGUUUCUCCUUUCAAAAGUUGUUUUUCAUUUCUAGAUAUGUAUCAUUCUUCAGAUCUGCCUAUUUGUUUCAUUAUGCCUAGCUGUUUUUUGUAAUUGCUUAACUUUUCAAUUCCUUUUGUCACUCAUCUUUUUUUUUUUUUU
This is a messenger RNA of Phacochoerus africanus (Common warthog), 10504 nucleotides long. RefSeq names its product ATM serine/threonine kinase (gene ATM). Gene Ontology annotation, biological process: DNA repair. Gene Ontology annotation, molecular function: protein binding; protein serine/threonine kinase activity. The record is from RefSeq and is a predicted model, not a curated record. Lineage: Eukaryota; Metazoa; Chordata; Mammalia; Artiodactyla; Suidae.